GGAAGCCGCCAGAACAGAAGCAAAAGAUGAGCCAAGUAGAGAGCAGCGUAGCCCCGACGAAGGCCGGCUCCAUGAGCGACCUCAAGCGCGAUAGCUCGUUGAAGAUGACCGGCAACGACGGCAAGGUCGACACGCUCACGAAGCCGGGCUCGACGACGGACCUCGGCGGCUCGAGCAAGAACCUGACGCGCAUCCCGUCCAUCACGAAGCGCGACCUUGGCAGCAAGUCUGGCAUUGAGAUCCGCUCCAUGGCCGAGGACAACAAGCCAUCUGCCAUCGUCGCCAGCUCGGUCGUGGCCGUGUCGGCCGUGGAAGCUCCCGCCAUCGCGAAGGAAGCUACGGUCUCUCCGUCAGUCGACGUGGCGCCUUCCGCAGCCAAGGUCGAAGUGACGCCCAUCGUCACCGACGCGGCCAGUACAGUCCCGGCCGUCAAGAUUGGCGACCGGAUCAGCCUUCAUGCGGCGUGUCCCGGGGCUCCCGGUGACGGUGGUCUUUUGGCCUUCGUCCAAGAAGGCAAGGGAAAGUCUGCGCAGCGCGUACUGGCCGUCCCACCGACCCAAGGCGAGGCCCACCAAGCUGUUUUCAUUAUCGCACCACUGGUUGGUACUGCCGCUGCAUCGGAGCUCAAGUACAACCAGCAGUUCUUUCUGCACGUGGUGGACGCCAAGGGUGGCGUGCAGUCGCUCAACAACGACCCGCCAGGCGCCGGCGACUUUAUCGGACUCCAGAAGGCGGGCGCAAAGGGCGAGAUGACGUGCUACUUUUCCAAGCCCAACAGCAGCGGGGUGGUCAAAUUCGAUGAUGCGGACCUUGUCAUUACGGUCCACGACUCGAACCGUACCCGAAAGCACUUCAACAACGCCAUGACCUACUACAAGCGGCUCAAGGGGACGCCAGGAGGGUACCUCUCGAGUGCCAAGAAGGGCACACCGGUCACGUUCAGUGUUCGCCAAGCCGAUAACAGCAUCCCGCCCCUCACACCGACGUCUCCCGUGGCCAGAGACAGCGUCACCAACGCGUCGCGGACGAGCACUGUCGAAAAGGCAGACCUCGAGGCCGCCGCCGCCGAGGCCAAGCUUGCGGUGGAGAUUGCGCAGCCGCAAGAGACGUACGUGGCGCCCGAGAUUGUCCUGACGCCAACCAAGGCCAGCGUGCUCAAGCAAGAGAGCAGUGAUGUUCGCGACGAAGAAGUCAUCAAGAUGGACAACUCGUCGAGCGUCAUUCAAAACAACGAAAAGACCGCGGUGAUAGCUGACGGCCCAGUCGUUGUCGCGCCGCCGACAGUGUCGCCGCACUUGGCAGCAAUGAAGCCAGUUGCACGAGCGGCCCCAACGGCGCCAAAGAGCCUCGUCGUCGACCACACCAAGACGUCACGGGCCGAGACCGCGUACGAUGACGACAACGGCGCGUCACCCGCAGCUUGCGCAGGCGGCCAGUGCUGCACAAUCUCGUAGAGUUGAACAAAGCACACACACCGAGAUUCGGUACCUUGCAUAACCUUCUAUCAACUAGAAUUACACUUAUUCAUGACCUUA
This is a messenger RNA of Saprolegnia diclina VS20, 1535 nucleotides long. RefSeq lists its product as hypothetical. The record is from RefSeq and is a predicted model, not a curated record. Bases 27 to 1454 code for a protein of 475 amino acids. Lineage: Eukaryota; Oomycota; Saprolegniomycetes; Saprolegniales; Saprolegniaceae. The transcript has 6 exons.